GCGGGAGGAGCGACUUCGACUUCGACUUGAUCUUUCUCCUGUUUUCUUAUUAUCAUCGUCACAAUCACCAUCAACUAAACUCGUCAUUCCCUUUUGCUUUUUUUCGCUGGUCAAGUCGAGCUUUCAUUCUUUCGCAUCGGCUCCAGCAUUUCACUCUUUUUUGAUCGUUAAUUGCUACCCUUUUUUGCGGAACGUGCAUACGAUAGAAGUGAUACCCACCGAAGAAAAUCUUAACGCGUCUUGAAGGAUAAAUACAGUUGAAAGAGACCGAAGGAAAGAAAGAUCGAUCACGAUGCGCUUCACCUCUAUCCUCUCGGCUGCUGCCGUCACCGGCCCUAUCGUGGCUUCUGCCGCUGGCCAGCUCGGCUUCGCUCUCGGCAACAAGAAGUCGGACGGAACGUGCAAGGCGGCUAGCGAUUACACGGCUGAUUUCGCUGCCUUGACUAAGGAGACCGGCACCAAGGUCGUUCGCAUCUACGCUGCUUCCGACUGCGAUGUCGCGAAGCUGAUCUUGCCUGCUGCCAAGACCGCGGGUUUCCAGGUUAUUCUGGGUAUCUGGCCCGACACCGACGAGUCCUUCCAAGCAGACAAAGCCGCCAUCGUCGCCAACGCACCCAAAUACAAGGACCAAGUCUACGCCAUCACCGUCGGUUCCGAGUCCCUCUACCGCGGAAACUUCACAGGUCCCGAGCUCCUCAAGAAGAUCCAAGACGUGAAGUCCGCCACCGGCGGCGCAUUCAAGAUGGGCACAGCGGACUCCUGGAACAAAUACGCGGACGGCACGGCCGACGCGGUCGUCAGCUCCGGCGACGUCGACAUCCUUCUCACGAACGCGUUCUCGUACUGGCAAGGCCAGGUGCUCGCGAACGCAACCGGCUCCUUCUACGACGACAUCUUCCAGGCCUUCGGACACAUCCAGGAGAAGGCCGGCGGCACGGACAAGAUCGAGCUCUGGGUCGGCGAGACGGGCUGGCCGACCGCCGGCGACAAGUACCAGAACGCGCAGCCGGGCACCAAGCAGGCUUCGACGUUCUACAGCCAGGCCGUGUGCGGUAUGGUGGACUGGGGCUUCAAUGUCUUUUUCUUCGAGGCUUUCGAUGAGAGCUGGAAGCCCAAGGCUAUUGGUGAGGAUGGAAGCGUUGCUGAUGAGACUUCGUGGGGCGCGAUGACGGCUGAUCGUACGGCUAAGUACUCGCUUAAGUGCUAAGUCGGUUGGUCGAUCGGACUGUUAGUUGGGUUUCCUGCCUGUUGCGGCUGGGUGGUCUGAGGUCUUGGGGGUGGGGUAGUGUGGUGCAGGGUGGAAGUACAGAGGGAAGACGGCGGAGGAAGGGGAGGAGGGUCUUAGACUAGGCGCGCGCUGCAAUGUUUCUCUCGGUUAUAAUUUAUAUCCUGUCAUAUACCACCGAUUACGUACGUCGUAGGAGGGAGAUAGUAGACGUGAUACCAUAUACACUUGCUCUAUAAACUUGAUCUUACGAAUUUGUUUGUUUUUGG
Molecule: messenger RNA, 1494 nt
Organism: Annulohypoxylon maeteangense
Lineage: Eukaryota; Fungi; Ascomycota; Sordariomycetes; Xylariales; Hypoxylaceae
Product: glycoside hydrolase family 17 protein
Exons: 2
Coding region: 293-1207 (304 amino acids)
Biological process (GO): carbohydrate metabolic process; cell wall organization
Cellular component (GO): fungal-type cell wall; extracellular region; cell surface
Molecular function (GO): glucan endo-1,3-beta-D-glucosidase activity; 1,3-beta-glucanosyltransferase activity
Source: RefSeq, a predicted model, not a curated record